Messenger RNA from Striga hermonthica, 1434 nucleotides. The record is from the annotation of a GenBank genome assembly. Lineage: Eukaryota; Viridiplantae; Streptophyta; Magnoliopsida; Lamiales; Orobanchaceae.
AUGGCUCCGAAAUACUUGUUAUGGUUAUGUGGGUUUGUCGUGGCCGCCGUAAUUUCAGCCGCCGAGCACCGCCGGCCACCUCAACGGAGGAUGCUUUCUGAGUCGCUAAUUAAAGAACUCGAUGACGUGGGCCCAACUUCUCCCCAACAGGUGCAUAUAUCUUUGAGUGGGCCGAACCACAUGAGAAUAUCGUGGAUCACUUCAUAUCCAACUCCGCCAGUUGUGUACUACGGCCCAAGCCCAGGCCCAGGGUCCAAAAGAUUCUCAGACAAUGGAACCACCAAUCAAUAUGGCUAUUUGACUUACCAAUCCGGACAAACGCACGACGUCGUCAUCGGCCCAUUGGACCCAAACUCAGUGUACUAUUACCGCUGUGGCUCACCUUCCUCUCCGGAGCUCACCUUCAAAACUCCUCCAUCACAAUUUCCCAUCAAAUUUGCAAUCAUAGGUGACCCUGGUCAAACCGAGUACACAAAGUCAACCCUCGACCACAUGUCGAAAGCGGGAUAUGAUGUCCUUAUACUAGCGGGUGACCUAGCGUACGCGGACUUGAAGCAACGGUUAUGGGACGCCUUUGGACAUCUCGUGCAGCCGCAGGCCAGCCGCCGCCCGCGGAUGGUCACCCAAGGCAACCACGAAAUCGAGAGAAUCCCUUUCAUACACAAGGAAAAGUUCACAUCGUACGACGCCGGGUCGGCCCAGUACAGGUGGCUGCAGGCCGACCGCGGGAAAACCCCGUGGCUCGUGGCUAUAAUGCACGCGCCGUGGUACAAUACCAUCAAUGCACAUCAAGGUGAGUACGAGUCGAGCGUCAUGAGGGAGUCCAUGGAGGAUUUGCUCUACAAGGCAAGCGUCGACGUGGUUUUCGCUGAUCAUGUUCAUGCGUACGAACGCUUUGUGCGCGUCUACAAGAACAAGGCCGAUAAAUGUGGGCCCGUGUACAUAACAAUUGGGGAUGGGGGUAACCGCGAAGGCCUUGCUACGAACUAUAUUGAUCCACAACCAAGUAUUUCGGCGUUUAGAGAGCCGAGUUUUGGGCACGGGCAAUUUCAGAUAGCAAAUGCAUCUCACGCUUUGUGGACGUGGCAUAGAAACGACCAUGAUGUUGCUGUUGCAUCCGACCAAAUCUGUACAUUUGAUGGUGAGAAUGAUGGUCGAUAUUAUGAUAAUUUGAAUGAAGAAGCGAACGUCCACGAGACUGAAAGCGGAAAUGAGGACGAGAAUGAGCAAGUCGAGCAUGAUAAUGAAAUUGAGGACAUCAAUGAUGGUCGGGAUUAUGAUGAUUUCAAUGGAGAAGCGAACGUCCACGAGAAUGGACACGAAAAUAUUGACGAGAAUGGGCAACUCGAGCAGGAUAAUGAAAAUAAGGACACCGGUCGGAGGAAGAAUGUUAAUAUUCAUAAUGUGCCAGCAAUUAACCUUUUCCAAAAGUGA